UAGCUGGUACCACCUGUCAGUGCUUGAAGAGAGAAAGAGAGACACACACACAGAUGCAAACAGUCUCUCUCCUUACUGCAGGAGAAUCGCAAGAUAAGGAACUUAAACAACACACAAGUCUUAACAGUGCAUUCAGUUUGAGUGAGGGAAUCAGGUUGGGGAGCAGGAGCAGGAAUACAAGCCGGAAUAAUGUUUCCAUUCAAAUCCUCGAUUCUUCAUGAAAAAGCUCAGCUUCAAGAGCUCAACCAUCGCUUGGAGUCUUACUUAUCCAGGGUCCGACAACUGGAACAAGUAAACCAAAGUCUUGUCGCUGAGAUCCAGCACUUAAGGAGUGAGACGAGGACGGAAGAAAGGAAUGCUUAUGUGGAUGAGAUCAAUAAAAUGAGAUGGGAACUGGAGGAGCUGAUGUUCGAGAAAUCAAAAGCUGAAAUGCAACGAAGCAACCUGUGGCAAGAGAUCCAAGAGCUACAGGAGCACCACACCACUGAACAAACAGUUCUUAAAAAUAUAAGCCAACAGCUGGCUGAACAUGAGAAGGCCCUUCAAGAGACUGAAACCACCAACGGGUCUCUCGAGGCGUACAUCUUCGAGCUACGGGCAGAAUGUCAAACCUUAGAAGACCGGCAUGUGCGAGCAAGGAGGGAAAUGAGGGAAAAGCUGAGGAGAGCUCCACAGCUCCUGGUUUCUCAGGGGUACCACGCAGCUCCAGUGACGGGAGAGGAUUUCGAACAUCAUGCCCUCGCCAUUUCAACAAUGUGGGAGGAAAACUUUGCGAUCUACAAGAGCAAAAUUGAGGAACUUGAAACUGCUGUCCAGCUGGACAAAGAGAGAGGUGAAGAAUUGAACGAGGAGAGAGCACUUUUGAUUCGGGAGAUAGAGGCACUGAAGAAGGAACUUGAAGAUCAAUUUAAUCUCCAGAACCAACUGGAAGAAGACUUUUUAACAUUUCAACAGAAGCAUGAUAUGGAUAUGGAGGAAUACCAGAGGGCGAUUGAUUUACUGGAGGAUGAAAAGCAACAUCUCAUGUCAGCGAUUACAUUUAAUCUCAACGAGCAACAACAGCUGAUGCAGGUGAAGAUGGGACUCAGUCUUGAGCUUUCUACCUACAGAGCCUUAUUAGGAGAACACACCAAACAUCAGGGGAUAGAGCAGCAUCUGCGAAAACCCAGACAAGGCACAGAUACAAGAUCACAUUCAUACAGUGUCGUGGUACGGCCGGCUCAUGACACUCUAGAUAGAAAGAAAUGGAAGCCAACCAGCAUAAAUAUUCCUUCAAGUUUCAGGAGAGAUACCGUGAUGAUCAAAAAAGGAACAACACCAGAACCUGUUCCAUCCACAGUACCUGCAAGAAAGACUAUUAAUAGUUCUUUAUCAGAUGAAGAUCUGCUUUAUACCGAUGACACGUCAUCUUUGUCAACUCAAAAUGUAGCUUCUUCAGCAAAGUCAAUAAAUGCCCACGGGGAUGCUGCCAGGUUUAUACCAACAGCUUCUGCCCUACACAGUACAAUGAAGGAUGCUGCAGUUCCACAACAAGGAUUUCCAGAAAAGAUUGACAGGAAGAGUAAAGUGAUAGUACCUGGAGCAGAAUAUGUUGCAGAGGUGGCCACACAUAAAUCCAGAAUAGUAGUCAAGGAGUCUGACAGUGAUGAUAAAAGGGAUGUUUCAUAUAACUUUAAAUCUCGGAGUCCAAAUGAAUCACCACAAUCUUCUAGUGAGGUGCAAGAUUAUGAUUUUAACAGGCGGUCUACUGAACCAACUGAUGAGGAAGAGUAUGAGAGAGAGCCUUCAAAGGAUGUGAUCACAGUCAGAAGUGCUCCAAAAGAUUUGGAAGUCAAAGUAGACCUCAGUAAUGUGGGGCCACCCAUCACCCCUGACAGAUACAUCUGUGAGGCAAGUACAGAAUUAACAAAAUAUUUCCAUUCUGAUAAUAUUAUAGAAAAGAACAAAGAGGUACCUACAAUGGGUGCUGUGGAAGAGAUAUUGACAAAAACUAAUACAGAGGAGUCAAAUGAUAAUCAAGGAACUGUUAUCUCUAAAGAAGAGAAGAUCUUGACAAAUGACAUUAGAAUUGGAGACAUCAUUAAAACUGUCAUAAAACCUACUGAUUUGGAAAAAAUGAAGGCUUCACCAGAACCUGUAAUCACUUAUCAAAUUGAGGAGGAAGAAAUGCUGGAUGAUGGCACAAUCAAAAGAGAAAUUAUCAUUCAGUCAAGAAGAGAAGAAACUGUUGAUGUAGCAGAUGAGUCCACUCUGGAAGAAAUGUUGAAUAUGGAUGCCAAAAGUUCAGAGCUUCAACUGAAAGGGGCUUUGGAGCAUUUAACAGAGUCAAGGUCAGAGAAUCUCAUAGAUGGACCGCUCAGCCUACACAAAAAGGGAAGACAAGCUCCAGGGAAAGUAUCAGUAAGUGUUGAGAUGGGUGAGCAAACCUCAGAGCAAUCUGGUGAAACUGAUGAUUUCUCUAUGCCUGCAGACAUGAUUCCAUUGUCUUUGGGAGCAGAGGAGAGUGAUUACGAAGGAAAGGACGGCACAUACGAAGAAGUCUUAAACGUCACAAUGACUGCUGCGGACUUUAGGAAAACGAUGCUAUCAAAUACAGAACCGCUAUUGCAGAAAUUCACAGAAAGCUCAUCUAGCUUUUCACCUUCCAAUGAAAAAGCACGUGAAACACUUCACGAAACAGAAACAAAGUUACAUUGCCUUCAAGGCGAUGAAGACACAGAAACUGUUAAACAGACCAAAUUCACUCUGCAAGAUUCCUUGUCUAAAGAACUCUCUGCACCGUGCAUAAUAGAAGAAUCGAUUAAAGUCCCUCAAGGUGUUCAAGCGUCCAUCGUAGAACUACUGAACGAAGAAACAGAGGAUCCUAAACUUAAACUAAAAGGAGCUUUACAGCAGCUGCAAGGGGCGGUACCAGAAAGUCUGAGGGAUGAGCUUUCAGUACUCACCAGAGAUGCCCAAGAGGGAUCAGACAAUGUAUCAAUUAAUAUUAAAAAUGUACAACAAUCUUCUCAUCGUGGUGUUGUCACUAUAGAGGCAGAGGUGAAUGUGUCACAAAGCCUUGACCCAGAAGACUUUUAUUUGAUGGGCGAAUACAUUGGAGAUGAAGAAAACAAAGAUGAAAUAGGCUCGGGACUAAAAUUUCUCAAUACUCAAGAGAAAAUACAGGAAUUAUUAGGUGGGAAAGGCCUUAAAACAGUUGACACUUUGCAUGAUGAAGAAGGAAUCAAUGCAAGGGUCAGCGGUAUUAAUGAACAACUCAUGUCUCUGUCAGAAACCAGUGCAAGAAGUGUGGAAGACACUGAGUAUACAAGUUCUCAAGAUCUCACAGGUGGUCCAGCUAUCCAUGAAAUGACCAAGUCAAGUGAAAUGGAAGGUGACCUGUCCAAACAAAGUACUUGGUUCCAAAAGGCAACAGGUGAAAUGGAUGGAGAAGAGUUCCUUCAUAGAACCUCAGACCCUGUUGAUCCAUCAGAAACCUUUCACAUGGACAUAAACAGAAUGAUGUCGAUACGCACCACUGGAGGUGACAGUGGGGAAGGUAUGACACUCAUAACUCAGCAGCAGGAAAUUGCUGAAGGAACAGAUGGAAGAAGACUUGUGGGUCAUAUGGGUUGGUAUGAAGAAUGGGAAUCUGGGAGCAGUGGUGUCAAUGAAGUGGGUGUUACUGAUGCAGUUGAAGAGGAAGAUCUACAAGCUUCUGAUCCAGAACUAAUGCAAUAUGCUGCUUCUUCAAAAGUCCUGACAAAAGCCAGGAUCAUUGCAUCUGAAGGUAUCACACAAGUGGCCCGCAGUGAACAAAAAGUUAUUGUUACGUACGUUGACGAGAGUCAGUCAGAUGACUUGCCUCAGUCUGCUGAUGAACUGUAAAGAACCUUCGAAAGAGUGGAUUAUUUGAACCAGAACCUAGUCAAUAUAAACACAAUCAGAGAAUAACUGAUACUGAGCAUAGUUUAUGCAGACGCAAUGAAAUAGGAUGCUUUUAUGCUUUGAUAAUACACUGCUUGAAAGUUGUUUAUCUGGUGCAUAAUCACACACGCGUGUGCUAUAAAAAAAAUACACAUGACACUUCUGGUUACCCAAGGCCUCAUAAUGUCACAGAAAUCACUCCCAAGUGAAAAAUAAUUAUUUAAAAAUAAUCUCGCAGGCAUGAUAUAAAAUAGUUUCUGUUGACUAAAUUUUCAGAAGUGAUAUCAGAGGAAAAAGAAAAGAUUAUUGCUGACUGUCUGAGAGGAUUGACUGAAAGUGGUAGCACAGGGCCAUUGGCAUUGAAGUGAUUUAUCUGGGGUGUUUGUGUACAGGUAAUUGCAAUUUAAAGGUCUUACAAUAUUUUAGUGCUGAUUUGAAGUGUAAUAUUCGUGCAUAGGCUGGAGUAUUUUCCUAUAGACAGUGAGCUCUAAGUUAAAUUGUUGUGCUGUAGAGUUUAACUGAUACAUAAUUGAAUUUAGGACUCCUCUGGGUCAUCACAGCGGUAACACUUUCUCUCCACAGAUGCUGUCUGACCUGCUGAGUAUUUCCAGCCUUUUCUGUUUUUAUUUCAGAUUUCUAGUGUCUGCAGUGUUUUAGCUUUUGUGUUAAAAAGAAACUAUACAAUUCAGACAUUAAUUUUACAGUAAUUAAACCACCCAGGUGAAACAGGAAUUAAACAUUAAUAACUUUAGGUAAAUUAAGAGAAACUUAAAAUACCAGUUUUACCUUUCUCUAUACUCUGCUUUUUUUUUAAAGAACUUUAUCCCUAACCAACUGUGCUCGAAUUCCUUCAGCAUACUUUUCACUCCAUGUCCUCAGGUCCUAUCAUUUCUUUUGGACGUGAGCCUCCGAUAGUGUAAAAUUGUCAAUUCAGGAAGCAGCGUUGCAGGACGAGAUACUGUGUGCAAUGCAUCAGGAGCCUGAUCACUGCUUGGGAAUAGCAUAGUAUUCCAAGGAUUCAAAUUUUGAUCACCAGGUUCCUGGAUACAAAGUUCAGUUAUGCUUACUGUCAAUGAGAAAAUAAAUUGAUUAAAAUAUAAAAUAUCUUUUAAUAAUUUAAAUAUAAAACAUUUCUUCCAUCUUGGGAGAUCCUGCAUGUUUUGUGCCUUAUUUCCUGUGAGUUUACAGUGCUCAGAAUUAUAUUGUUUUAAUUCACGGAAGCUAAAAAUGGUCUUUACGUUUUGAUCUACGAUUCCCCCGUGACAACUCUCGAAAAUUGGAACAUUUGAACAUCACUGGUAAUUUUAGCUUCCUGCUUUCUUUUUAACUCCUUCAAUCAUGGAGAUAUAAUUUGGAACUGUAGCAGCGGCACUCAUACACCCCACCAAAUAUGGAACUAUUAUUAUAAGCAAAAUUAGUGCAGACAUCAAUAAGAAUCAAAGCUACUCAAUAAUGGUCUAGUUUGUGAUAUGAUUUAAUCAGUAACGUGUCACAGGAAGGUCAGAUGUGUCAAGAGCUUGGAUUAGAAGCUUCAGUUAUGUAGAAUAAGGAACGGGUAGCGGAUGUAUCAUAUCAUGAUGUUAACCACAUUUGUGGUUGGAAAGAAAGAAUGAACUUGCAUUAACUUAGCAUUUUCUAUGACUUCAGGAUGUCCCAAAGCACUGAACUGCUAUAGAAGUGUAGCCAUUGUAGGAAAUGUGGCAGCCAAUUUGUGCACAAACAGCAAUUUGAAAAUGACCAAACUGCUUUUUAAGUGAUAUUGGUUGAGGGAUAAAUAUUGGCCAGGAGCCUGGUGAGAACUCCUUUGCCCCUCUUUCAAGUGGUGCCAUGGGAUCUUUUACGUUACCUGACAGCAGACUAUGCCUCGGUUUAUGUCUCAUCCGAAAGGCAACUGGGGGCUUGGGAUUGGGGGGGGGGGGGGGGGGGGGUUGUGGAGGAGCUGAGCAGACUGGCCAAGAAACCCUUACACAACAUUGGUGUCAUCACUAAUGACACCAUUUAUUCUUGUGCUGUGCUAACAUCAGAAUUUUUUUUUCUCUCUAGAAUAAAACCAAACCAAAGUGUUGGUUUGUGCUGGAUAUAUUAUAAUGAGACAAAAACAAAAACAAAAGUACCUGGAAAAACUCAGCAGGUCUGGCAGCAUCAGUGGAGAGUAUUCAAUAUUCAGUCCGGAGUUCAACAA
This is a messenger RNA of Carcharodon carcharias (great white shark), 6088 nucleotides long. It is a transcript of the gene synm, whose product is annotated as synemin, intermediate filament protein. Gene Ontology annotation, molecular function: structural constituent of cytoskeleton; intermediate filament binding; vinculin binding. Bases 190 to 3867 code for a protein of 1225 amino acids. Gene Ontology annotation, cellular component: intermediate filament; sarcolemma; neurofilament cytoskeleton. The record is from RefSeq and is a predicted model, not a curated record. NCBI's taxonomy places the organism in Eukaryota, Metazoa, Chordata, Chondrichthyes, Lamniformes, Lamnidae. Gene Ontology annotation, biological process: fast-twitch skeletal muscle fiber contraction; intermediate filament cytoskeleton organization. The transcript has 4 exons.